CUGGCUCUGUGGUGCUUUGCUGCAGAGCUGUCUGGAUUGUGUUACCCUAUCCAGGAUAAGUCUUUAUAUCCACAUGUGUUGUGUUGAAUUGAUUCCGUUUUCUUUCAUUUUCCUGUCCUCAUUUCCUGACAUGUGAAUGUAUCUCAGAUCUAGAAGUCAGGAUGGUGGGAAUCUUAGAUUCCAACUUGGUUUUGAGUGACCUGUUAGACAAAAGUGUUGAACUUCUGUUUCUUAAAGAAGCUGAAUGUUCAUUUAUGUCUCGCAUAACAGUCUGUCCUGUCCAGAGACCCAGUAUUCCUAACAAUAUUCUCAUCAUCAUGGUUGAAGCUGGGUCACUGCCAUGUCUAUACUCCACCUUGAAGAAGAAGCAUGGAGAGCCAGCAGCUUCAUUUCUAAGGACAGGAAGCCAAAUCUGCACUUUUCAUUUCCACUCAUACCCCAUAUUCCACGUAUCAGCUCCACAAGUAGGUUUUUACCUGCUCAUAGCUAUGCCUAACUACAGGGAGUGCUGGGGAAGUGUGGUCUUUUGUUGGUGGCUCACUGGGAGAGUGGGUGUGUCCACUGCCUCCCAGCCUCGUGAGCAGCUCACCAAGAGCAAGAGACUGGUGUCUGUGGCUGUCAGGCAGGGCCUUUUUUAAAGAGCUGGUGCAUGCCUGGGCUCAUUAGAGGCUUCUGGAGUGAGAGGUGGCACCCCAGCCUGGUCCAUGGAGGCAUUUUCAGGCGUCAGCACUGCUGUGCCUCUUGGAGGAGGUGGGACUUGAACUGGACCCACAGGAUGCUGGGAAUUUCGAUGAGCAAAAAGGAAGAAAGACCAGUGGAGCCACAUUACAGAGGGCCUCAGAGUCCAGAUAAAGCAUUAACAUGGAGUGGCUCCAAGAGGAAAGCCUGUCUGUGCACCACGUAUCCAGGAUGUUUGUGGGAAGGAAGGCGAUGUGCAGAAAGGACCCAGGAGGCCUGCAGGAGGUAAGGGCUGCCACAGACCCUCUCUGGAAGUUUACAGGAGAUGAGUGUGAGUCAUUAGAGUGUAAGCUCCUCAGUUCUAUAGGAACUAAGGAACUCCCAAGAGGGAGUAAACUCAAAACUCACUAGUCUCAAGAGAAGCUUGGAUAAAUUAGGCAAACACAGAAUCUGAGGAAUUUCUGAUGAGGGGUGUCAAAUCUGGGGAGCAGCUCCUGGCUCCUUGCAAGCUACCCUUCAGUGCUCUGUGUGACCAAGUUCAAGUCAACGCAGGAGGACAGGCACUGGGGUCAGCAAGCCACUCAGUGAAUGGGCAGGUGAGGCUAUUCACAGGCGCCUGUGUGCCUCCCAGCAGGCUGCCUCCUAUUGCCAGGGCUGGCCUUGAGCAGGGUGUGCCAGCAUGGCCUGGGUGGUUUUCUGCGGGAGUCCAUGCUGAUUUGGCCAAUGGAUAGGCCAUUGUUUUAAACAUCACCUGGGUGCAAAACCAGUGUCUCCAAGUAGCAAUGGCAGCUGUUUGCUCCCCAUCUCCCUCAGGCUGUAGAUGUGUCUCUCAUCCCUUUAUGCCUCCUUCUUCACACCUCUCUUUUUACUCAGGGCUUGCAUGUUUACAAAAGAGGUGAAGCCAACAGAAACUAGUAUAAGCCAAAAGGAAAAUGUGCUGAGGCUCACACAGCACAGUUGUGUAGGAAGGGCAGGAGUGACCACUUCAGUGCCCUCCCAACAGCUAGUCAGUUGUGACCCAAGGGGCUUUGGAUAGGGGUGAGUGUUUCUCACAGCGGAAAAGUGAGAAACACCCACCACACACCCAGAGCCCUACAUCCUACCACACUCAGACCUCACUUCAUCUGGGCAGGUCCUUAAAGGGUGAGGGUUCAUCUGGGUUGCAGUUUCCUUCAUAAGCUCCCCUGUCCCAAAUACCCAAGUCUCUUUCAUUAAAAAUAUAGGCCAAUCGUGGUGGCUCACACCUGUAAUCCCAGCACUUUGAGAGGCUGAGGCGGAUGGAUCAUGAGGUCAGGAGAUCGAGACCAUCCUGGCUAACACUGUGUCUAUUAAACCUGUCUCUACUAAAAAUACAAAAAGUUAAGCCAGGCGUGGUGGCGCACACCUGUAGUCCCAGCUACUCAGGAGGCUGUGGCAGGAGACUCGCUUAAACCAGGGAGGCAGAGGUUUCAGUGAGCCAAGAUUGUGCCACUGCACUUCAGCCUGGGCGACAGAAUGAGACUCCAUCUCAAAAAAAAAAAAAAAAAUUAAGAAUAGGCCAGGUACAGUGGCUCACACCUGUAAUCUCAUACUUUGGGAGGCCAAGAGGGGUGGAUCACUUGAGCCUAGGAGUUCAAGACCAACGUGGCAAGACCCUGUCGCUACAAAAAAUACAAAAAUCAGCCAGCCAUGGUGGCACACACCUGUAGUCCCAGCUAUUUGGGAGGCUGAGGUGGAAGGAUCACCUGAGCCCAUGAGGCAGAGGCUACAGUGAACCGUGAUCAUUCGUCUGCACUCCAGCCUAGGUAAAAGAGUGAGACCCUGUCUCAGAAAACUAAAUAAGCCAAAUGUGGUGGCUCAUGCCUGUAAUCCUAGCACUUUGGGAGGCCAGGGCUGAUCAACUGAGGUCAAGAGUUCAAGACCAGUCUGGCCAACUGGUGAAACUGUCUCUACUAAAAAUAGAAAAAUCAGCCAGGUGUGGCGGUGAGUGCCUGUAAUCGCAGCUACCGGCGAGACUGAGGCAGGAGAAUCACUGGAACCUGGGAGGCGGAGGCUGCAGUGAGCCGAGAUGGCGCCACUGCACUCCAGCCUGGGUGACAGAGCGAGACUCCCACCCCAGGCCUAAGUUUUUCCCUCUUUAUGAGAGACUGCUUGAAAAAGCCUGUACUCUCACUCUUCCCUCUUCCUUACUUCAUUCCCACACAUUUCUUUUUCAUCCCUGCUCACCAAGGUCACUGUGGUACUAAACCCCAAGGAUCCAAGGUCUCUUCCCGUUUGUGUCACAGGCUGUCCUCUGCUUCUUAUUCUCACCCUUUAGCUGCUCUUCCACUAACUCUUCUCUCAGAGGUUGGGAUUCUGGAUCUGUCUCUGUGGACCCUCAGCUCUCCUCCAAUCCCAAGUCCCUUGCAUCCUGGUCGCAUGUUAGGAUUGUCCAGAGAUGCCUGCCUCCCACUGCCCACACCUAGGCUAGGGGCCCACUCCUUUCCUCUGACCCUCCAGCGUUCUCCAGGCCCAUGGAUCUACGGCAGUUCCUGCUGGCCCUUCAUUUUGUUCCUUAUGCUGCACCCCUCGUCCUUCACCUGGGCCACCUGCUCAGGGUUUAUGCCCCUCUGUGCUCCUGCAGCACCUGAGUGUUUCUUCACCACUGAACCUCUGCUUUCCCACCUGAGUACGCGCAGCCCAUGGCUCCAGCUCCUGAGGACUGGAGCUCCAUGGUGAACAGAUGGCUUUCUAUCUUCUAAUGAGAGGGAUACAAGAGUUCCAUAGUUGGCCGGGCGUGGUGGCUCACACCUGUAAUCCAAGCACUUUGGAGACCAAGGCAGGCAAAUCACCUGAGGUCAGGAGUUCGAGACCAGCCUGACCAACAUGGUGAAACCCCGUCUUAAAAAAAAAGUAAGAGUUCCAGAGUUGAUAGUCUGAAAAGGACAUCAGACAUUUCUACAAAGCUAUGUAUGUUGCCAGAAAAAUAAGGGAGCAGAGCUUUCUUUCCCCAGGAAGCUUAGCUCUGGUUUAGAUUUUUCAGGAAAAACUGGAAUCAAAUUACAGAAUAAAGGCACCCAUUCCCUUUUUAAAUGAACACCAGCUUUGGUGUGGCUUUGAAUAAAGCAUUCUGUAAACCCAAACCAGAACUAAACUAGUACAUUGAACUUAGAUUCAUUUUCACUAAACCACAAAGCAAAUGUUUUCCUAAAAAUUGUCCGGUUAACAAAGUGUGUAUUUAAACCAAAACAGUUUAACUGAACAUUAUGGUCCACACAUUCGUUUUCGGGUCCCUGCUAAGUCACUCUGGAAAUUCACAGGUGUGCCCAUCUGCCUCGGCAGCAGAAGUCCAGGUGUCCAGAGCUGACUGAUGACUAGUAUACCUCCCCUCCCCGAUCUUCGUCACAGGAUUUGAUUCACCUGCUCUCCUAAUGACUGGCCACCAGGAUGCCAAGCCUGACCCUGGCUCUCCCAUUUGCUGUUCAGCCCAAGUGUGGAGAUUGGCUAUUAACCCUGUAAACAGGCCUCUGACCCCUAGAGGCUGAGGGCUGGCGGGGGAAAGCUGAGCUGCUGACGCAGAUUGGGAGGCGGGAGCCCACUUUCAGUGGCCCAGGCUAGCUGUGUCCAAAUCCACAAGUGGGGAGGGGUUAAAGCCUUGAGGGACAAAAUUAUUCUACCCACAGCUGAUGGCCCUAGGGAGGCUGCACUGUCCCAACAGCUGGGCCCCAUCUCGAGCCCGCUUCUUGGCGGGAAGGAAAGCCACUCCUGGGUAGGUACUGCCCCACCCAAACCCAGCCAUCUGGAGUGACCCAGCCAGCGCUGGUUCCCAGGUGUGUGGAUGUGAAUUGUCCCACCCAACACGUUCUACAAUGAGCAAACAGAAGCUCUCAAGGAGAGUGGUCAAAGCCUCCUCUUUACCUCUAAACAGCCUGCCAGGCUCCCUACUCUUAGGUGUCCACCAGGGAAAGCCCUGAGCUGGGAGUCUGGAAACCCCCAGGCAUUUCCCCCACCCAGGAUACAGCUCUCUUUUGGGGUCAGGGAGGGCUGUGUGGGCUUUCUAGGCCUCAAGAUCAGGAGCUUGAAGAUGCAGCCUAGGAAGUGGAAAGAUGAGACCAGGACAUAGGCCAGCCUGGAGCAGGAGUCCCCGGCCUGGAGGCUCCUGGGAAGCUCUUCCUCGCCUGGAUCGAGCUCCAUCCUGGGUGCAUGAGCAGCCUGCCAUGGCCAGCUCCAGGCAAGGCCUCCUCCUGCUCCUGGUGCUGUUGACUGCGCAUACUGGACCCUCAGAGGCUCAGCACUGGUCCCAUGGCUGGUACCCUGGAGGAAAGCGAGCCCUCAGCUCAGCCCAGGAUCCCCAGAAUGCCCUUAGGCCCCCAGCAGGCAGCCCAGCCCAGUCUGCCCAUGGCCUCUCAAGUGAUGCCCUGGCUCUCCUGGAAGACAGCAUGCCCUGGGAGGGCAGGAACACAGCCUGGUGGUCCCUUCGCCAGAAGCAACACCUGGCACAGACACUACUGACAGCAGCCCGAGAGCCCCGCCCCGCCCCGCCGUCCUCCAAUAAAGUGUGAAGUCUCCGAA
This is a messenger RNA of Callithrix jacchus (white-tufted-ear marmoset), 5208 nucleotides long. RefSeq names its product gonadotropin releasing hormone 2 (gene GNRH2). Gene Ontology annotation, cellular component: extracellular region. Lineage: Eukaryota; Metazoa; Chordata; Mammalia; Primates; Cebidae. Gene Ontology annotation, biological process: reproductive process; multicellular organism development. The record is from RefSeq and is a predicted model, not a curated record. Gene Ontology annotation, molecular function: gonadotropin-releasing hormone receptor binding; gonadotropin hormone-releasing hormone activity.